Rhododendron vialii is the source of this 1063-nucleotide messenger RNA. RefSeq lists its product as uncharacterized. The transcript is spliced from 2 exons. The coding region runs from base 271 to 804 and encodes 177 amino acids. The record is from RefSeq and is a predicted model, not a curated record. NCBI's taxonomy places the organism in Eukaryota, Viridiplantae, Streptophyta, Magnoliopsida, Ericales, Ericaceae.
GUUUGGACGAUGUACACUUGAGGUCCCUUUUCAGAAUGCAAACAUGUCUGGUAUGCUUGCUAUUUUGCUCAAAAAAUUGUCUAAUUUGAGCAUGCACACUAGAUUAAAUAAUUUUGGCUCAAAUUUUACCUAAUAUGACAUACUUGCUCUUACUCCAAAAAGUAGAUGCAAGAAUUUGUUUCCUAGGGUUUUCGAAAGUUCAGGUUUUCAAAAUUGCGGGGGUUUACAAGGGAAAGGACCUCAAGUCGCAAAGGGGCGUUUCUGAGAGAAAUGGUGCAGAAUUCAGUUUUAGACGACGACAGGAAAUUCCUAACCCUAACCCUAGUGCUACCAGUGCUGCUGUUUUCUGUAUCUCUCCUAUUGUCCUACUCUUGCAACCAUACAACUACUACUUCUCCUCCUCAGACCAAUUUGACCGAGACAACUGAAGACUCAAAGACAGAGAUGGAGACUAUUACUCCUCCUACGAUUACGACUACUUCUCCUUCAACUUCUACUACUUCUUCUACAGUGGAGAUGAUAGUUGGUGGGGUGAAAAUUGAGAAGAACCCUUCUGAGUCAAAACUCGCUCAACUCGGCGUCUCAUCCUGGCCCAAGUGGGGAUGUGGUCCGAGCAAAUUUCCAUGGACAUUCAAGGCCAACGAGACAAUGUACCUGCUGGAGGGAAAAGUUAACGUCUACACCGAGGGUUAUGAUGGUUUUUUUGAAAUUGGCGCUGGUGAUUUGGUUGAAUUCCCAAAAGGAAUGAAAGUCACUUGGGAUGUCAUUGAAUCUGUUAACAAGCACUAUUACUUGGAAAAGUAACGUUAGACUCUUUAUAACUUUUCCUGCUUGAACUACUUUGGAAUUGUAGAUGUUGUUCUUGUUGCAUUUCACUUGGACCACUUCGGAGCUGUAGUUUCUCUUCUUGCCUUUUAGUACUAUCCGGCAUUUCAAUUGCUCGACUUUCAAUUUCCAGAUUCUGUAUUGUUUCCAUGUAUUGGAAAACCUCUCACAUGUAUAUGAUAGGCUACAAUGCGUUUCACUCUCGAAAACAACCAAAUCAACUGUUGUUUAACUAGAA